Messenger RNA from Ruditapes philippinarum (Manila clam), 2442 nucleotides. Its product is annotated as alpha-N-acetylgalactosamine-specific lectin-like. The transcript is spliced from 4 exons. NCBI's taxonomy places the organism in Eukaryota, Metazoa, Mollusca, Bivalvia, Venerida, Veneridae. The record is from RefSeq and is a predicted model, not a curated record. The coding region runs from base 82 to 780 and encodes 232 amino acids.
UAAAUAAAUCGGCAUUUAACGAAAAUUUAAGACACGCGUAGCAUCACUAAUUGUGCACGAAGACAUAAGUACCGAGUCAAAAUGACGGCGUUUUGUUGUUUUUUUAUGUAUUUUAUCAUCUUCUUUAGUGGACAAUUGAACGUUGCUUCGGGAAGUAUUUACCAGGCUGGAUUUAUAAACUAUGGCCGGUUGUACAACAAUGAUGGUCAGGUUUGUAUCUCGGAUAGAACCGUGUUUAAGGCAGACAGUGUGACAUCUUGGGUGGAAUGCGCUGUACUAUGUUCGAACACUGACCUGUGUUUCGCAAUAUUCUACAAUUCAGAAACAAGGAAGUGCACUGGUUGCACUUACUUUGGUGAUAAUGAAACACUCAUCGAUGCUGGAACAAAGUUUUACAGUCGCAUAGGUUAUCGGCUCAUUCAACAACAGAUGAGUUGGACAAAUGCAAAGGCGAAAUGUUUAGAACUAGGAGGUAGUCUGGUGUCAAUAAAGUCUCUACAAGAACAUGAUUUUAUUGUUAGGAUUCUUAGUGGAUUCUAUGCCGUUGAUACUGAUUUACGUAUAUGGAUUGGGGGAAAUGAUAUGGCAACAGAAGGAACGUUCCUAUGGGAAGACGAGACAGCCUUCGCUGAAACUCCCGGUGCUACCAAAUGGGGCCCAAGACAACCAAACAACUAUAAUUCUCAAGAUUGUGUUCAAUUAUAUAAUGAAGAUUGCGAAUGGUAUUGGAAUGAUGAGAGUUGUGUUUUGAAAUUGUACAGCGUAUGUGAUAUGAAUUAAUGCAAUCAUAUCAAUAUUAUUCAUUUUUGUGCAAUUACUAUACCACUGAUUAUUUCAUGUCACGAAUUUACACCUUUUUCAAUUGACCUGUCGCUUACUUUAAUUAAGACUUUAAGAUUCGAAAAGUUUUAAAGAGAACAAGAAUAUAUUACAUAAGAAUUAAACAAAAAAUAAUAUUGAUUUCACCUUAUAUAUACAAUAACACAUCACUGAAUUUGGUAGAAUCAAAUUUCACAAACUUUGACUAAUACAAAAAUGAUGAACUGAACAACAAUAAACUUUGUUUAUCAACCUAUUACACUAUUUGUAGUAUAAUGUUUAUAGACGAGAAGCUUAUUAAUCAACUGGUUUGAACAAUAUUGAACCAAAUAUUUGACGUAACUGUUAAACCCACAUCGAAACUUUUAUUGCAUUUAUGAUCAACUAUUAACAGUUAUGUUGAAACUGGCUCAUUUCCAGACUCUCCAAAAGAAGCUUACGUUAUUUUAUGCCUAUAUCUAAAGGUGAUGACUUAGAGAAUUUAAGCAUAUGCAGGCCUGUAUCUAUAAUGUCACACAUUAUUUCUAUGUGAAAAAAAAUAUAUUUUCCUCAAGGAUAAAAGUUGUUUAUUUAAAAAAGAAAGGACAUUAAAGAUAACUAUGUCGAAACAGUUAACAGAUACACAGACUGUAAAAUAGGAUUAGAACAGUCGGGUGAAAGAAAGAGGGGGAGAAUAUAUUGACUAUCCUUUUAUCACAAUUUUCUGUUUGAUAUGAAUAAAUGGUCAAUUAAAUUUUUUUUCGCCAUUAAAUUGGACGCAUAUUUUAGUCUUAUAGUUGAAUUCUUGGUAUCUUGGUUGACAACUUGAACGUGCCAUUCUCUAGAAAAUAGAAGUGUAAGCGAAUUUGUGAUGCCGGAAAAAACAGGUGCCGUUGCUUUUCGUUCGCUUAUAAUGUUUCAACGGUUAAAAAUUAUGAACAAUAAAUCAAAGAAAUUAAUAAAACGUUGUUGAAACGUUUUUAUAUCUUGUAUGGGUCGUAUGUUUAUAGUUAAAAAGAGUGUGUGCAUGGUCACUUUAUUGUUUUAGUUUGCUGAAUAAUGCUUUAUACAUGUUCUGAAGAAGUUGUGUCUGGUAAAUCCUGCAGCACGAUAAAGACUGUCUUUGAGACCAAAUCUCAGGACCAUACGAUUGUUUCGUCUUACAUGGUUUCUUGUAGUUUUUUGUUGAAAUUUCGUGUAAUGCAGCCAAUCUCCGAAAGUAUUGAUUUAUUAACUGAUUACACAGUACACACAACUCGCUUUAAAUACUUUGACACGUUUUUUUCCAAAUCAGAAUCAUUUAUCAAAAUCUGAACAUAUUUUGCAUGAAAAUGCUGUAAUUCAGAUUGUUUAUUAACUUGGUUAGGAAAUAUUAUUAGUACACUUUCAGCUCAUUGAUAAAAAUAGUGCUGGUACAAGUAGGAUAUUUUCAAUUAUUAUUUCAAUCACCCCAAAACCGAUAUUUUAGCACAUAUUUUCAAUAUAAAAGGUAUUUACUCUUUUUUUCUUGGAUUAUUGUAUGUAAAGUUAUUACUACGAUUUUAUAUAGUAUCCCAGGCAAUGCGCAUGUAUUGAUGUAUGAAGUUUUCAAACAAUCCACUGUAACAGCAGUAAACUGUAGCAUUCAAAAGAAUCCAUACCUUA